Rubroshorea leprosula is the source of this 1385-nucleotide messenger RNA. The record is from the annotation of a GenBank genome assembly. Lineage: Eukaryota; Viridiplantae; Streptophyta; Magnoliopsida; Malvales; Dipterocarpaceae.
GGGUCAAUUUUACUGCUUUUCUGUGCCUUUAAACGACAUGAUUCUGUGGAUACUUAUCCAGUAAAUGCUGAUGCUUGCUAUACACCCUUGCAAGGAGAGGACCCUGAUGCAACUGGUCAAAUCGCUUCUUGUCCUGUUACUCCCUUUGCAAAAGCUGGAUUUUUCAGUAAGAUGUCAUUCUGGUGGUUGAAUCCAUUAAUGAAGAAGGGCAGAGAGAAAAUUCUGGAGGAACAAGAUAUACCAAAGUUGCGAGAGGCAGAUCGAUCACAGACAUGCUACUUAGUGUUUAUGGAACAACUGAGCAAACAUAAACAAAAAGAAAGAACUGAUCCUCCACCAAUGUUUUCUAUACUUCUUUCUAUGUAUUGGGAAGCCAUUUUUGUUACUGGGUUCUUUGCGCUGGUCAAGGUUCUCUCACUCUCCACAGGACCUCUGUUUCUUAGAGCCUUUAUUCGGGUUGCUGACGGCAAAGAAGUAUUUAAGUACGAGAGUUAUUUGCUGACUGUUGGCCUUUUCGUCGCAAAAUGCUUGGAGUCACUCUCUGAGAGGCAAUGGUUCUUUAGAACAAGACUGGUUGGACUUCAAGUAAGGUCUUUGCUCUCUGCUGCAAUAUAUCGGAAGCAACUUCGGCUAUCAAAUAGUGCCAGAAUGACUCAUUCUCCGGGUGAGAUUGUCAACUAUGUCAGUCUAGAUGCAUACAGAAUAGGUGAGUUCCCGUAUUGGUUUCAUCAAAUAUGGUCAACAAGCCUUCAGUUAUGCCUUGCGUUGUUUAUUGUGUACUAUUCUGUGGGAUGGGCAAGUGUUGCGGCUUUAAUUGCUAUUGUUUUGACUGUUGCUGCGUGUUCUCCACUGGUCAAAUUACAACAUGAGUAUCAGAAAAUGCUAAUGGUGGCACAAGGUAAAAGGCUGAAGGCUAUCACAGAGGCGCUUGCAAAUAUGAAGGUCUUGAAGCUGUAUGCAUGGGAAACACAUUUCAAGAAUGUUAUAGAAGGACUGAGGAAAGAAGAAUUCAAGUGGAUAUCAGGUGUUAUGGCACAAAAAGGGUGUUAUCUGGUUCUGUUUUGGUCAUCUCCAACUAUAGUACCGGUUGUUACCUUCUGGACAUGCUAUUUCCUUGGUAUUCCACUUGAUGCUGCAAAUGCCUUCACAUUUCUAUCUUGUCUCCGCAUUGUUCAGGAGCCAAUUAGGAACCAGAAUUGAUGAACAGAAAUCUACAGCCGAAGUGCGAUGACAUAGUGUUUGAACACUCUGUUUUUAUCAGGUGCACUGAAAUUUCUUGGGACACUAAUCCUUCCUCCAGAGCCACUUUAAGGAACAUAAACUUGACAAUUAAACCUGGGGAAAAGGUUGCUAUUUGUGGAGAAGUUGGCUCAGGCAAAUCAACU